This is a messenger RNA of Drosophila obscura, 567 nucleotides long. RefSeq lists its product as uncharacterized. Lineage: Eukaryota; Metazoa; Arthropoda; Insecta; Diptera; Drosophilidae. The record is from RefSeq and is a predicted model, not a curated record. The transcript has 3 exons. The coding region runs from base 121 to 471 and encodes 116 amino acids.
ACAGUCGGAUUUGAGUGUCAUUUCAUCAAAUUCGUCAGAGGCACAGCUGUACAGCUACGUAUAAAUAUAUAUAUUUCUUAGUAAAAAGCCAGGAAGGACUACAACUAAGCAGAUCCCACAAUGUCUGACCAGAACGAUCUAGAACAAACUGAAGACGAUCCAGAAUAUAAGGAGCUCCUCGAGUACUUUAAGAGCAGAAAUAUUAUUUCCGAUACUCCCCCCCCAACGAUCUGUCCCGGAAGGGCUAAGAUCACUGCCAACGGUGUGGUGAACAUCGAACGCAUCACCGACUUGAGCCGUUUCCACAUCAAGGCCGUACUUAAGCUGCCCGACCUGAAGGAGCGCGCUUCGUAUUCGUCCCACAAGGGACUGUACGAUCUGUCCUUGCAGCUGGCCGAGAAUCCGCCACCGCCGCCCAGCAAGUCCCAAGACGAAAAGACGCCGAGCGCUCAGAACCCUGAGCACAAAUAAGAGCGAGACAAUCAUUUUUAAGCCAAAAAAAAAACUACCACCAGAACACAGAACACAGAAUUUGCAAUUUAUUUACAUAUGUAAACAUCGAUAGCA